AUGCCUUCUCCUCGCGCCUCGCCUGCUCUGAGGCCUUCAUCGCCCAUGUCUUCCCGCUUUGAGCCCACUCCACGCUACGAAUUGCAGCCUCCGUCACCUCGCGGUCUCCAUCCUCGCUCUGCCGCCACAAGUUCGCAAAUGCGCCAUCGCAACGCCUCUACUGCCAAUACACUCAAGCUACCUGGUCUGCCCCGUUUCCAUCCGGCAAACUUUCCUUCGUCACAAUCAUCCUCGGUUGCAAGCACUCCCAGCACCGGUCCUCUGUCGCCUUCCAACCCUCCAGUCAGUCCCAAGGCUCAGCAGAGGCUCUACUCGGAAGCUCAGAAGCAACUCUAUCUUUACCACCGGGAGACUCUGGCUGCUCAGGCUGCCGUCACUGCCGCGGUGAAUGCAGGAUCAUCAAGGCCGCCAUCACUCCGCUUCGAGAAGCCCUUGAGCCCACGCCUUGCACCACUGGGUAGUCCUGGUCCUGUAACGCCACUUGAGCUCGAAGGCCAGGACGGUUAUCUAUCGGCAGGCGCUACUCACGCAUCGUCUGCCGCUGCCCACGCCGCCGCUGCACAGGAAGCAGCCGCCCAACUCUCAGCUCAGCACUCGGAUCUUGUCGACAAACUCAUCGAGCAAGAAGUCCGCCGCAGCACGGAUCUAGACGCCGCCAUGGGAAAUAUCGAUCCAUGA
Molecule: messenger RNA, 678 nt
Organism: Aureobasidium namibiae CBS 147.97
Lineage: Eukaryota; Fungi; Ascomycota; Dothideomycetes; Dothideales; Saccotheciaceae
Exons: 1
Coding region: 1-678 (225 amino acids)
Source: RefSeq, a predicted model, not a curated record